Rosa rugosa (rugosa rose) is the source of this 1437-nucleotide messenger RNA. RefSeq names its product pentatricopeptide repeat-containing protein At1g63400-like. The coding region runs from base 1 to 1437 and encodes 478 amino acids. Gene Ontology annotation, molecular function: protein binding; metal ion binding. NCBI's taxonomy places the organism in Eukaryota, Viridiplantae, Streptophyta, Magnoliopsida, Rosales, Rosaceae. The transcript is spliced from 7 exons. The record is from RefSeq and is a predicted model, not a curated record.
AUGGAUGAUAUGCAUUCUACUUUACUCUCUUUUACAGGUUCCAAGAUGCUAGAGUUGGACUUCAUCGGAAGAGUUGUAGCACCCUACAACGGCGAUUCCCAACUCUCCAAGGGCUCUGAGGAAGCUGAUGAAGAAGACGAAGAUUGUAAAGGAGAGGAUGAAGAUGAUGAGGAGAAGAUGAAGAUGAAGAUGAACUGGAGCAGAAAAAGGAAGGGGAUUCUCAGACUAAGAAGACUUAACUUAUACAUGUAUGUUGUGCGUGCAGAACACAUGCUCUUUAUGGGGAGUACAGAAUUUCCUGAUGAAAAGGAGUAUGACAGUUACUUGUCCAAGCACAGAGGGUGUUUAAAUGCAUACACGGAAGUAGAGCAUACUUGCUACCAUUUUGAAGUGAAACGAGAGUUUCUCAAGGGUGCCUUGACAAGCUUUGUUCUCAAGAAUCAAGUGCCUGAGGCUGCACGAAUUUUCAGCAAAAUGCUGGAGGCAGGUCAUUGUAAGCCCAAUGUGGUUACUUUCACCACACUAAUAAAGGGCUUUUGCAUGAUAGGGAACUACAAUUCUGCCAUUACUUUACUUGGGAAGAUGGAAGAAAUAGGAUGCGAGCCUAACAUAGUUUCCUAUAACACCAUCAUCGACUGUCUUUGCAAGGAUACACUAAUUGAUGAAGCAAUGAAUCUCUUCUCAGAAAUGAUCAGUAGGGGUAUUGCUCCAGAUGUUGUCACUUACACCUCUUUGAUUCAGGGAUUCUGCAAUUUAGGCCAGUGGAAACAAGCUACAAGGUUGCUUAAUGAAAUGUUGAGUAAACGUAUCUUUCCAGAUGUCAUCGCCUUCAAUGUCUUGGUUGAUACAUUCUGUAAGGAAAGGAUGGUUGUGGAAGCCAAAAGAGUGAUUGACAUGAUGAUUCAAAGACAAAUUGAACCUACUGUGGUUACAUACAGUUCUCCUAUGGACGGUUACUGUUUGCAAAGAGAAAUGGAUGAGGCAAGACAAAUUUUUGAUCUUAGGAUUAGCAAGGCCUCCAUGGUUAAUGUUUGGAGUUGUAACAUAUUGAUUAACAGAUAUUGCAAGGCUAAAAAGAUCGAUCAGGCUUACAAGAUCUUCAAGGAGAUGCGCCGUAUGGAACUUGUUCCCAAUCCCGUUACUUAUACCACUCUUAUUGAUGGUUUUUGCAAAGUAGGGAGAAUUCAAGAAGCAGAAAAGCUGUUCUCUCAGAUGCAACGUUGUGGCCAACAUCCAAAUGUUCGAACUUAUGCUGUUCUGCUUGAUGGCCUGUGUUUGUGCAAAGCUGGAAAAAUUGAAUCCGCAAGAGAUCUCUUCUGUGGUUUGUCAUCAAAAGGAGUUCAGCCUGAUGUCAGUUCAUACACUGUAAUGAUUCAAGGACUUUGUCAUCAUGGCUUAAUAAUUGAAGCAGAAAAGUUGCUGAGAGAAAUGGGAUGA